This is a messenger RNA of Helobdella robusta, 915 nucleotides long. RefSeq lists its product as hypothetical. Gene Ontology annotation, molecular function: GTPase regulator activity. The coding region runs from base 1 to 915 and encodes 304 amino acids. The record is from RefSeq and is a predicted model, not a curated record. Lineage: Eukaryota; Metazoa; Annelida; Clitellata; Rhynchobdellida; Glossiphoniidae. The transcript has 3 exons.
AUGGCACUUGGAAGAUUUAAAUGUCCUCCGUGUACAAUUUCGUACGUCGAUCCUAACCUGAACAGUUUAGUUGUGAGUUCCUGUCCACAAUAUGAUGUUAACUGGGAUGACUCGAACAUCUCAAACGUGAGCAGCAGGAAACCAUGCGAGACAGGCAGCCUCAGCAGCAGCGUCACUGACGACAAAGACAUUGAUGACAUCAUCGACAUUGAUGACGUAACAAACAUCAUAAACAACAAUAAUAAAAGCAACACAACUCACAACAACAACAACAACCUCAGCAACGACACCAACAUCCAAGACAACAUCAGCACCAACAAAAGCAAUCUGUGUCGUCAGAAAUGUUUCCAGUUGGACGAGGGAGACGUCAAAGAAUCAGAUUGUGAGGAUUUGAUUGACAAGUUGUUCAAGUUGCAAGCAUCAAGAUUCAAUGACCAAAGAUGUUCCUUUCCUAAACAACGACAACAACAGUUCUUACAAAAAUCCAAGUGUAACACAAAUUACUUCAUUGGUAGUCAAUGUGAACUGCAGCAAAGACUAACGACAGAUCCACAAAAACUCCUGUGGAAUAAUAAUCUCCAGCAAAGACGGCGUGUUCACUCCACAGAAAUUUUAUUAAAAUUUAACGAUUGCAACAAAUACAAAUCAACAACAAUGAAUCAACAGUAUCGCAUCAACGAUGAUUUUCAGCAAAAACAACAACGACUUCAGCAACAACAACUGCAACAUAAACAGCAGCAGCAGAACAAGCAACAAGCGCAACUCAAACAACAGUUCAAAAAGCUUUCCUCUCCUGGAAAAAAUGAUGAUCACCAAUCUUGCUUUGUCUACCCAACAUAUCAACAUCAAAAACAACGACAAACGCAACAAUCAGAAGUAAGCAAACUUUUAAAAGUCACUUUUCACUCUUAUUAA